AUGAGAAGAGGAGUAUUGAUCUUUAGACGUGUAUACUCACUGGUCAAGGAGCCCUAUUCUCGCGUGGUUACGUUGAAAGUGCCCGUUUCUAGAACAUCAAACAAGAAGAGUUCCCCAGUGAAGGAUAAAUUACAAGUUCUCCAGAUUUCUGAUAAGGAAGGAGAAGAGAUCCUUCAAAAAUUUAUUUUGCCGAGUAAAGAUGAUAAGACCAAGUCACUGGUGAAACCUAAGAAAGCAAAGACUGUGGAUGUAAUUGAUAAGGAUGUGAUGCAAGUGGCCAAUGCAUUUGGAUUAAGAGAUGACGAUCAGCUCCCAUUAGUCAAGCCUAAAUCCAUUCAAGAAAGCCCAUUUGAAUACAUGUCGAACCAUAAUAGUGACAGAUCGUUGGUGAAAUCGCCAAGGUUAUCUGUAACGAAAUUGUUAACUAAACUGUGGUGUGAGCUUCGGCAAUAUUACGAAGUUUAUGCUGGGUCUCCGAAACGAGCUCAAACUGUAUCUAUGGAAAUUGGAACAGAACAUCAUCUUCAACUUGAAUUAGCAACCCAUAAACCAGUGGAUGUUACAAAUCUACAUAGUAUAAUACAUAAUAAUGAGCUUCGAUUGGUUGAGACUAUGAAUCAACGGGUGCAAGAAACCCUGGAUCCACAUUUGUUGGAAGUGUUACAGGAGACAAAUCGGGCCGUGCUUGAACUUCUAAAGGGAAGAGAGCUGGAAAAUACUUUGGCUAUGGAUUGGUUGAACAAUGUAAUGAUGAAAUUGGUUACGUUGGUACGCCGUAGUGAUGCCAGAGAAAUAUUGGUUCAUGGAUAUGCUAACUUUGAGACUGGAGAGUAUCGUACGAAAUUACCUUUACACCCCCGGAGAGAUGUUAUGGUGAGUGGGAUUAUAGACUACUUGAAAAUCACCCCGGAAGAAGAUUAUAGAUUUUUCAAAGAGCUCGAAGAAUGGUCAUUAAAUGAGUUCCCACAAGUCAAUGGGAUGGAACUAGUAGAUUUAACAAAGUUUAUCCCAAUGGCUAAACAAUUGAUUCACGAGUAUGAGGCGGGUUAUUCGUUGGCAGUGGUAGACGUGAAGACAAGACAAAAUAGGCGAUUGCCCGGCUUUGAAAGCGUAUUACAAGGUGCAAAAUUACAAGUUGCCAAUUAUAGAAAGUUACUUGCAAUCAUGGGUGAUAAUCAAACUAUAGCAUACAAUAUGUUACUUGAAAAUGCCCGUAGACGUCAUAUUGAUGUCGAUUAUCCAAUUGCGCUCCAAACGGCAUUGGAGAUGCUCAGAACAUCUGGGGAUUUAGUGUUUAAAGAUUUCAUUCGAUUGGCACAGGGACAGCCAAUUGGGUUUGAACCAUAUGAUAAAUUUAUACAAGAAACAUAUUUACAAGGAGACCAUGUCCCAUUUUAUGAUUUCACUCACUUACUAGACGAGGGGAAACAAGAUGAAUUUAUAAACGAAGAAGGAUUUGAUUAUUCAGUUUUGUUAACACCUGAAAUAAUUAGAGUUUGGAAAGUUCCAUUAACACUUCGAUAUUUUGCAGCAAGGUCAAGUCAAAUGUAUGAAAUGAUUGAACCAUUAUUGAAAGAAGACAUUGCAGUGGAGUACCAUGAUCGGAAGACGGGUGAAUGCUUUAGUAAUAAUCAGUAUAAGUAUAAUGAAGUUGAAUUGGAUCAACAGCUUCACCAUGCAGUGGAGUUCUGGAAUGGGAGUAGAGCUCCAGAGGCAGUGGAUAACCUAUCCAAAUGUAAAUGGUGUCAAUUUUCAAGUCGAUGCUCUAUUCCAAAUCCACAUCUCAGUUUUUCGUUAGGACAAAAGCUACGUCAUUUAGUACAAUAG
[Candida] anglica is the source of this 1827-nucleotide messenger RNA. NCBI's taxonomy places the organism in Eukaryota, Fungi, Ascomycota, Pichiomycetes, Serinales, Debaryomycetaceae. The record is from the annotation of a GenBank genome assembly.